Molecule: messenger RNA, 1677 nt
Organism: Plenodomus lingam JN3
Lineage: Eukaryota; Fungi; Ascomycota; Dothideomycetes; Pleosporales; Leptosphaeriaceae
Biological process (GO): transmembrane transport
Cellular component (GO): plasma membrane
Molecular function (GO): transmembrane transporter activity
Source: RefSeq, a predicted model, not a curated record
AUGUAUCUGUCGCACCUGUGCACGUCAUCUGCAUCAUGGGGCGUGCGAACUGUGCAGUAUACUCCAGGUCGUUCGCGCGAAUGGCUGUGUGAAAUGGCACAAUCGACGACAACGCCGCGAUCUUCGGUGACUCUGAGCCUAGAGGGCCAGCAGAGUAACAAGGCUCUCCCUCCCUCCACGCAGAUACCCGGCGAUAAUAUGGGGAGAACCAAAGAAGAGCCAUCCAAUGGUACCAAUGAUUGCGUUACUUGGAAUGGUCCAAAAGAUCCCGAAAACCCAUUCAACUGGGCAUUGUUGAAGAAAUGGAGAGUCACAAUUCUCGCCUGCUUCAUGACCUUUGUCGUGCAAAUCAACGGGACAAUGAUGACUUCCGCAGCUGAGCAAAUCAACCACAGCUUUCAUGUGAGCGACCAGGACUUUCCACAUUCCUACUGGCCAGUGUUGAGCUGGAAUUUGGGCGGUGCAGCUGCACCUCUACUGGGUCUACCGUUGAUGGAGAACUUUGGAGUACGGUGGAGUUAUAUGGUGAUCUAUGCAGUACUAAUCUUGUUCAUUAUUCCUCAAGCUCUUGCUGAUAACUUCGCUACAUUGGUCGUGACGCGAAUCAUUACCGGCUCAUGUUCUGGUGUAUUGGCGAAUAUCACCUCUGGAAUAGUCAGCGACAUCUGGUUGGGCGGAAGGGCCAAAAGCUUCGGGACGAGCUUGUACAUAUGGUGUCUUCUCGCAGGACUCAGCAUGGGUCCCGUAUUUGGCAGUCUUGUUGUCCAAUAUACUACCACAUGGCGAUGGGUUUUCAUCUCCCAGAUUAUCUUUUACGUCGCGCUCAUCCCAAUCCUCCUCCCCUCCCUCCCUGAAGUCCGACCUGACGUAAUCCUCACACGCCGCGCUCGGAAACUACGCAAGCUUCAAGACCCCAACGCACCACGCGUCUAUGCCGAAGCCGAGAAACAGCAUCUUCGCCUCCGAGACAUCCUCCGAGAAACUCUAAUCCGACCAUCACAUAUGCUAUGUACAGAAGGCGUAGUCCUCGCCUUCGGCCUCUGGUCUGCAUUCUGCAUCGGCAUCGCCUUCAUGUUCACCCAAUCCAUUGUGCAAGUCUACUCCGCCCUCUACAGCUGGGACUUCUUCGCCACAGGCCUAGUCCAAGCCGCCAUCGUUAUCGGCGAAGUCAUUGGCCUGGUUGCAUCACUGUGCCAGGACCAUUUGUACUUUGCGUCUGCGAAACGCAACACGGAGAUGCCAGGCCGUCCUAUCCCAGAAGCACGACUCUACCUUAGUAUCCCAGCAUCGUUUAUCGGGCUUGCAGGCGGAUUCUUUUACUUUGCAUGGACGUCGUAUACUGAUAUACCGUGGAUAGUGCCGAGUAUCGCGCUUGCGUUUGUGGGCUUUGGUAUGUUUACUUGCACUGCUGCGGUGACGACGUAUGUGCUCGAUGCGUAUGCAAAGUACGCAGCUAGUGCCAUCGCAGGCAUUGCGUUUCUCGAAAACUUGAUGGCUGCGUUGCUGCCGUUGGCGACGCAGAGUAUGUAUCGGAGUCUUGGGUUUCAGUGGGCGAGUAGUCUUUUGGGAUUUGUCGCGCUGGGGUUGAGUUGCAUUCCAUUGGUUUUGUUGAGGUAUGGGAGGGUGAUUAGGGGGAAGAGUUCGUUUAUGAGGGAGGCGGCGUAUGAGGUUGAGUAG